AUGCAGCGGCCGAUCGCGGGCCGUCUGAAGCACGCGGGGUCGACGCCGCUCGUGGUCGUAGCGGACGACGUGCCGCCCAUCAGAAUCGCGGAGCGCCGUGCGAUCGACCACCUGAGCGAUCUCGACCAUCCACGUGGCUCCCCGCUCGCCAGUGGCAAGCACGCGAGCCCACAAGCCGCCGCCUUCCGCGCGUCCUCCGCCGGCGGCGGCGUCGCCUCCCCGGUCGCCGCCUUCUCCCCCGCGGCGCUCUCCCGCGAGUUCGCUCUCGCCGCCGGCAGCCACUUCCACGGCAGCCCCGCGCACGCGCACGCGGGACACGGCGCACACGCGGGCCACGGGGUGGGGGGAAGCGGAGCGGCGGGCGCGGAGAGGGCGGGCGGGGGCGCGGUGGUGUCGAACGUGGCGGUGGUGGCGGUGCUGCUGCUGCUUCUGAACCUGUCCACCAUCUACCUCUUCUUCCAGUCAGGGCUCUCCUCGCGCUCCCUCUCCGCCGCCUCCGCCGACAUCCGCCUGCGCAGCGCCCCGCAGGAGCGCGCCAUGGCGCACCACGCCGCGCUCUCCAGCGACCCCCCCGCCCGCCCACGUCCCAUGAUGUCUCUCCCACCCAUUUCCCUCCCCACCACCCCCCCUCCCCUCCCCAUUCUCAAACCCACCCUUCCUCCUCUCCCCCCUCCCAGCACGCAUGCAGGUGGGGGGGCAAGCAGCAAUCCGGUGCAGGCGGAGGGGGGGGCGGGCAUGGGGAGGGGCGUGGGUGCGCAUCUGAGCGCGGCAGUGAGGGCGAGGGAGACGGUGAACGGGCGGCUGUUUCACAUCGCGCCGGGGCUGGCGGCCAGCAAGGUGCCCUGGAACGCCACCGACAACUCGGGCAAGUGGGACGUGAGGUCGUUCUCGCUCAUGCCGGGGGUGUUCCUGCUGCAGCAGCCCGACGACUUCGCCUGUGUGCUGCUCAUCCAGGACGCCUGCUACGUGCACAUGACAGGUCCACUGCUGCAGCACGCACGGUGGUUCUCGGCCAAGAAAGCACCUUUACUUGCACUUAUGAGUUAUCGCCUCAUACCCACCUCCUGUCUCCCCACCCCCUCCUCCCCACCGCUCCCGCAGGCCCUUCGUGCCGGCACACAGCAUCAGCGGGCAUGUGGUAUGCAGACGAGGGUGUGCGCCACUUCACUCCAUCACCACCUCCAACCACCUCUGCUCUCCCAUCCGUCCGCUCCUCCCCCCCCGCCGCUCCCCCCUUCCCUUGCCCUCUCCUCUCCCCCAGGUCCAUCGCGGCUGCACGCGCCGAUGGCGGGCAUGUGGUUUUCGGACGAGGGCGUGCGCGACUUCAAGCGCAUCAGCACCUCCAACGACCUCUGCUCGCUCUUCCCCGACGCCCUCGCCGACCAUCAAGACCACGCCUGGCGCUCCCUCUCGCCCCGAGAGGCCCGCGCUGCCCUGGAACGAGAGGGCACUGUUGGGAGAGAUGUGUCACCACCCACCCCACCCCAGCAGCAGCAGCAGCAGCAGCAGUCAGCAGCACCCGUGGUCCUGUCGGGGUUUGAGAACCAGGCACCGGGGUUCACGGACGAGUUUGACGAGGAGCUGCACGACAUCACGGACAUCAAGCGCCGUGAGAACCGCGUGUACGGCCGCUUCGAGAGCGCGCACGCGGUGGCGCGCUACCUCAACCUCAGUGACGCAGCUAGUCGGGCGCGGAUGGCCAAGGGGCCGAAAGGGGGGCGCGUGGAGAAGGUGGGGUAUGUGCCGCGGCAUAACACGUACAUGGGGGAUUUUGGCGAGGCCGUUGUGCCGCUCAUGCAGGCCGCCGGUGAGUGCUUCGCCACCUCUUUGUCUCCCUCUCUCAUGUCAUUCUCGCCUCCUUGUCUCCCUCUCUCAUGUCAAUCGCCUCCUUGUCUCCCUCUCUCAUGUCAAUCGCCUCCUUGUCUCCCUCUCUCAUGUCAAUCGCCUCCUUGUCUCCCUCUCUCAUAUCAAUCGCCUCCUUGUCUCCCUCUCUCAUGUCAAUCGCCUCCUUGUCUCCCUCUCUCAUGUCAAUCGCCUCCUUGUCUCCCUCUCUCAUAUCAAUCGCCUCCUUGUCUCCCUCUCUCAUGUCAAUCGCCUCCUUGUCUCCCUCUCUCAUGUCAAUCGCCUCCUUGUCUCCCUCUCUCACGUCAAUCGCCUCCUUGUCUCCCUCUCUCAUGUCAAUCGCCUCCUUGUCUCCCUCUCUCAUGUCAAUCGCCUCCUUGUCUCCCUCUCUCACGUCAAUCGCCUCCUUGUCUCCCUCUCUCAUGUCAAUCGCCUCCUUGUCUCCCUCUCUCAUGUCAAUCGCCUCCUUGUCUCCCUCUCUCACGUCAAUCGCCUCCUUGUCUCCCUCUCUCAUGUCAAUCGCCUCCUUGUCUCCCUCUCUCAUGUCAAUCGCCUCCUUGUCUCCCUCUCUCAUGUCAAUCGCCUCCUUGUCUCCCUCUCUCAUGUCAAUCGCCUCCUUGUCUCCCUCUCUCAUGUCAAUCUCGCCUCCUUGUCUCCCUCUCUCAUGUCAAUCGCCUCCUUGUCUCCCUCUCUCAUGUCAAUCGCCUCCUUGUCUCCCUCUCUCAUGUCAAUCGCCUCCUUGUCUCCCUCUCUCAUGUCAAUCGCCUCCUUGUCUCCUUGUCUCCUUUGCACCUGGUGCGCGCCCCCCCAUCGGACCCAUCAAAGGACACGAGGGGGGAGGGGCGCGUGGUGUUCUUCCCGGGGGAGCAUGAGGUGCGCAGCGCGUGGACGGCUGACAUGGCGCACAUCCUCUUUGGCCCCAAGGCUCUGCUGCUGCUCGGCCACUCGCCCGGGCUCAAGGUGUGUUUCCGCAACGCACUCUUCCCGCUGAACCGCCUGCACACGGCGCAGGCAGCGGACACGCUGAGGCAGUGGGCGCUGCUGGGCGCGGGGGGGCGCAGCAAGGGCAAGGGCAAGAAGGGGAGGCAGUCGGGUGUGGUGCGCGUGAAAGUGCUGCGCACCAGCCGCAGCCUGCCGCCCGAGCCAGCCACAACUGGAUCCCAGGUGCCCCCUGCGCCGCGGCGCAUGAGGUGGCAGGUGACGGUGCUGGAGCGCGAGAGGGGGCGGUCGGUGAUGAACGGGCAGGAGGUGGCGCGCGUGGCACAUGCUCUCUUCCCCGAGAUGCCGCUGCUCAUCGCCCGGGUCGGCAAGGCCUCUGCCUCUGACCACGCUCUGCUGCUCAAGAACACCCUGGUGCUGAUAUCCCUGCACGGCACGCCGCUCACCACGGCACUCUUCAUGCCGCGCGGCUCAGUGGUGGUGGAGCUCUUCCCCUACAAGUUCCUCAGCACGCUCUACAAGAAGAUCGCCAUGCGCUCCGGCGUGCACUACCUCGCCUGGCGCAACAUCCAUGACAUCAGCGCCUUUUUCCGCAACUCGUGCAUGAAGGACGGGGGGUUCACGCACCUGCCCGAGGAGCAGUGCUGGAAUAUUCACGAAUGUGUGGCGUGCGCGCGUGAUCAGAGCAUUACGAGGGUAGAUCGGAGGGAGUUCAAGGAGGUUAUGGCCAAUGCGAGAAUGCUUGUCAGAACGCUUGUUUACAAUAAUACCGUGUAG
This is a messenger RNA of Closterium sp. NIES-65, 3558 nucleotides long. Lineage: Eukaryota; Viridiplantae; Streptophyta; Zygnematophyceae; Desmidiales; Closteriaceae. The record is from the annotation of a GenBank genome assembly.